CUAAACUCAGGCAGAACCGAAGGGGAAUGAAUCUAAGUGCAUGAAGCCAGCAGCCCGGGUGGGAAGGCACUUCCAGUCGCGGGAGGACAUGAACACUGCACAGGCCAGCGACAGGCUUCAGAGCAGCCCUGGGAAGGAGCCCGGUGGUCAAGGGGCAAGCAGGUUCUAAUUAUAGCCACCCUUGCCAUAACUUUUGAUUUAUAUUUGGAAAAAUACUAUCCAGAAAAAAAUGAUAAAAUUCUUCCUCAUGGUGAAUAAACAAGGGCAGACCCGGCUGUCUAAGUACUAUGAGCACGUGGAUAUUAAUAAGCGUACAAUUCUGGAAACAGAAGUCAUCAAGAGCUGUCUCUCUCGAUCCAGUGAACAAUGCUCUUUCGUUGAAUAUAAGGACUUUAAGCUGAUAUAUCGGCAGUAUGCAGCUCUCUUCAUCGUGGUUGGAGUUAAUGACACCGAGAACGAGAUGGCAAUUUAUGAAUUCAUCCAUAACUUUGUGGAAGUUUUAGAUGAGUACUUCAGCCGAGUGAGUGAAUUAGACGUAUCCUUUUUCAAAGCUGUGAGUCAAGCUUUCCACAGUAUUUGGCAAAACACAGGCUAGUCUUUACCAGGCUGUAUUUGAAAGCCUCUUUAAAUUAACUGGGAAAAUCUACAUGCCCUCUAAAGGUGAGUGACCUAAAUCUAGGACCCCUUUGACUUAGGAGACCCGAGACCACGCUGUAUAUUAGCAUGUAACCUUCCAUUUUAACUCAGCCCUUUAAAGCAAUUCAAGAUAAAUCUCUUCCUCCUUGUACAGGGGAAUAAGAAGUUGCCUUUUUACUUCAAGGAAGAUAGUGAAAGCUGAUAGACACUUCCCUGGGAAUACAGAACCCAAGUUCCACUUUUGGUCCUACCACCAGUUAGCUGUGUGUUGGACAAGGCACACAACCUCUCAUCUCAAAAUGAUUGAAUUAGACUAGAAGAGCUUUAAAGUCCUCAGCCUUAAUAUUUGAUGUUGCUAUGACUCUAGGUAACUGAGCUGAGUUACCUUACACCUGGAACAGGAGAGGAGAGUCCUACAAGGUUAGAUAUUCAGAGAAUUAAAGUGAGUCAGAUGUAACAGGAUAUGUAGUACAGUUGGCCUAGUUGUGUUGAUGUGUCUUACAUGUUGACUAGAUGUUUAUUAGAAGUAGAGAUGGGUUUGUCUUUGGGUCCCUCUGGUGAAUAGCAAAGGUCCAUGUAAUGAGCUCCAGCAUUCUUGUUUGAAUUUAAUUUCCACGCUAAGGCACACAAUUUGUAUCUUUCCCCUCAUUUUACUUAGUUUCACUUUUGCCUUCUCUUCCUCUCUGACCUAAUUACUUAUUUACUGUCCUCAGGAGUUAUUUAGGCAUAUCCAUCUGACAGAAUAGUAAUUUUUCAUCUUUUAGAGAAGAAAACUAAAUCUCUCAAGUGUUUGUCUUUGCUCUAGGUAUCAUUCAUGGGGAUCUCCAGUAGUCUAAAAGUGGAGUAGGCUGCAGGCCAGGCAAGGCCUGGGGCACUGUCUUCUAUGACUUUUUUUUUUAACAUGUUUUUAUUGAUUUCAGAGAGGAAGGGAAAGGGAGAGAUAGAAACAUCAUUGAUGAGAGAGAAUCAUUGAUCGGCUGCCUCCUGCAUGCCCCACACUGGGGAUCGAGCCCACAGCCCAGGCAUGUGCCUUGAUUGGGAAUCGAACCUUGACUUCCUGGUUCAUAGGUCGACGCUCAAUCACUGAGCCACACAGGCCGGGCUUCUGUUGACAUUCUUAAAGGUUUUUCACCCUCAGCCAUCUGAAAAAAAAAUCAAAUUAAAAAUCUACGACUCUACUCUGUCUCGUCCAUAGUUCUUUUUAACUAUCAAAUGUGCAGGGAGUGCCGCCACACACCAGUUUCCUAACAGGAAGACCAGGGAGCCUUGUAGAGAUGCGUCCUGUUUCCUGCUCUCAGACCAUAGACCAGCGGUUCUCAACCUGUGGGUCGCGACCCCUUUGGGGGUCGAACGACCCUUUCACAGGGGUCGCCUAAGACCAUCGGGAAACACACAUAU
Molecule: messenger RNA, 2034 nt
Organism: Myotis myotis
Lineage: Eukaryota; Metazoa; Chordata; Mammalia; Chiroptera; Vespertilionidae
Gene: AP4S1
Product: adaptor related protein complex 4 subunit sigma 1
Exons: 6
Coding region: 230-595 (121 amino acids)
Biological process (GO): protein transport; vesicle-mediated transport
Cellular component (GO): intracellular membrane-bounded organelle
Source: RefSeq, a predicted model, not a curated record